AUGGAAGAAGUAAACUCUGCUGCCGUUCAAAUUCAGAAUGGUAGAGGAGAUCAAAGAAGGGAUAACAAGUCUGUGAAGAAUGGGUUUUUCUCGAAUUUAACUCUUGAGUUUGGAAGUUCAGUUUCCACUGGUUCGGGUCUCAAAUCCGUGAGUCUCAGGGCUAUGUUUGAGAGCUAUUUGGCAGUUGCUAGGGGAUGUUUGCGACACAGACAGAGAAAGGGCAGUUGGAACGAGAAACAGAAAGUUAUAAAAGAAAAACCUAAAGCUACAAGGAUCAUCUCAUACCCUCUUUCCACUGCCGUUAACACCCAAAAGAGAGGAGCUUUUGCUCCUCUCCAAUCCCUUCCAUCACUACCAUCUGCAUCUCCAUCUCCAUCAGCAUACAUCCACCAUCUGCAUCUCCAUCUGCAUACAUCCACCACCUGCAUCUCCAUCAGUUCGCAUCCACUCCACCUGCAUACAUCCACCAACCUUCAUAGCUACCUGCAUAUCAUCUACAACAUCAAUAACAGCAUCUGCAGUCCAUCUAUCCACCAGUCCACCUGCACCAGCACCUCCACGAUCCAUCGCCAAUACCUUCACGCCACAACAGACUACCUGGCAGCCAUAUCAACAGCAAGUGACAUCCACAGUUCUCGCAUCCAGGCCAUCAUCACCACUACAUCACUUCACGAGCUGGACACUUUGUGUCAUUGGUUUGAAUUGCCUUUUAGGUACAAACAAUCAUUCUUUUGUUGUGUGCACAAGUGGGAACAAGAGAUGCUCGAUCACAUUCUUUAUGAGCUAAAGGUAGCAGAACAACUUGGUAGACAACCAACCGAACCUUGUUUCAAUGAGUCUGGCCUAACUCCGGAUCGUAUUUAUGAUCAUUCACCCAUUCAAAGGGAUGAGACUUGGGAUGGAAACUAUGAAAGUGGUGUAUAUCCAAGUUUGGCGGAGCAAUCUUCAAAUUAGAAAUUUGAUAGUUUUGUUGAAUCUGCUAUUCCCGUAAUGCAACAAAUGCUUCAAACAACAAAACAAUUUUGUGAAUUUCAGCUGAGUUACAAUGAAUCACUCCAAGAACCUCAACGGAAUAUAAACAACAUCAGAAGUGGCAUGAAUCAAAUUCAAGAAGAAUGGAACAAGGAAGAGGUUCAAACUCAUUCUAAUAUUCCCAUGGAUGCCAAUAUAGAGUAUGAUGAUUCCGAAGAAGACGAAUACGUAAAUGUUGAUAAUGAUGGUGUAACUAGUUCAACUCUUGAUCAUGAUAAUGAUCAUUCACCUAUUCAAAAGGAAGAAGUUGAGUCUAGAAACACCAAAGUUAUUAAUGGUAAGACUUAUGUUGUGUAUGAGAGCGAUGAUGAUUAUGACUUCUUUGUGAAUAACACCCCUAAUUCAGAGACUGUGAAUACUUUGAAUGAGGAGUCUACUUGUGAUGAAAACCGUAAGGAUUACGAUGACUUACUUGGAGCAGAUUUCGAUUCUGAUUGAUGAAGAUUUGGAAGUUAUAGAAGAAACUGAUGAAGAAUGGCUCUUAAAGAGUUUAAAUGAGAAUUGCGGUACUUGUGAUGUAGGAGACUUUUUCAGAAAUACCGAGGAUCCCGUAAUGCGUGAGAUUAUGCAAGGUUUGUCUAACCCUGUAUAUGAAUCUCUAUCUAAUGAUGAUCCUCCCAAACUAGAAGUAGCUUCGCAAAGAGUUGCAAUGUUUCUCGUAUGCGUCAAUCAGGUGAACAAUUCCAAUGGGUUAUCCCGUAAUUCCAAGUAUCCACCAUAUGUGUUUGAGUCUAACACCAUGCAGGUUUGCCAAGAGGAGUCGAUAGAAGUUCCUUCCACUUAUGUUUUGUACACACUUCCGAAUGUAGAAAAGACUAAGUGUGGGGGUGACUCUCGUGGGAUGAUAAUUUUACUUUUCCCACCAUUUGCUAAUAUUUUUGUGGAGCUUAUACUCUAUAUGCAGAUUGUUUUGUGGGUAGAUCCUCAAAUUUUCAGAUUGUUGAUAUAUGGGGAGUCUCUUUUGAAUGUUUCUCGUAUGCGUCAAUCAGGUGAACAAUUCCAAUUCUUACUUCCUUGUCUUUUUCAAGUAUUCCUCUUAUU
Molecule: messenger RNA, 2073 nt
Organism: Papaver somniferum (opium poppy)
Lineage: Eukaryota; Viridiplantae; Streptophyta; Magnoliopsida; Ranunculales; Papaveraceae
Exons: 5
Coding region: 1-954 (317 amino acids)
Source: RefSeq, a predicted model, not a curated record